CGCGAGGUUGAUACCGUGCAAGGUGCACAAGACUACUUAUCUGAGCGAGUGGGCCGUGGAGGCGCUGUUGACGCCUCCGUGUUGCGAGCGGGGCGACUCGGAAGGCUGGGACGGCGUCGAUGAAGACAACAUCGUGGCAUACGAGAGGCGUCAUGGACAAUUCUGGGCUGACCAUCGUUCCGAACACCUGAUCAAGAGGGUGUCUAGCUGGCUAGUCCCGUUUUGGUGGAAUGAUAGUCGUGUCAGAUGGCCGAUGGUGGGCGGUCUUGUCGUCACUCUCGCCAAUGCGGGCUCGCUAGCAGGUUCCGAGACGGAGGACAAGAAGGUGUAUCGCCGGAUAGGGACCUUUUUUUCCACCGGGUUCGCUUGCGAUUGGGACCAGCUGAGAUACUGCGAGCUGGAGGAGGAGGUCAUCGAAAUUGUAUGAACGCCCUUCGUUGUCGAAGUGAGUAGUGAUAGAUACCCCACGUUCAUCCGGGCCAGCCUGAUUGUUAAUGACCUUCGACGCCAGCAUGCCUACUUCGGCGACCUCGACUCCUCCACCAACCCGUCCUUUCUGCAGUCGCAUCGAGACGAACACUCCUUACCUUCGCCUAUACUCCAAAGAGGCUCCUCCUAUCCCAUCCGUGCCCAUCUACACACUCACUUAUCUUUCUCGCGCACCCAUUCUGCCUCCUCUCAGUCGGACGUUGACGGCCCGCGUGCAGUGUGGAAUGCACCCCUCCGUAGCGGAAGCGGAUGCCACCCUCUUUGUAUGCGCCGCAUCUGUGCCUCGCGCCUGCAAUCCAGCACUUGAAGAUGGUGCAUAUGCGCUUCGUAAAGAGUACGAUUGACAGCGCCGGAUCUGCCCCGCACCUUCCGCUGUCUGCAACAGGCCGAUGCAAAACCUGCUUCGAUGAGCUCUGUGGGACGCUCCGCGGCUGCGCACGUCCGCCAGUCAGAGUGGACUCGUCUCCAAAGCUUCACAUCCUGCGUGGACGAUGCAUGAU
Messenger RNA from Trametes versicolor FP-101664 SS1, 989 nucleotides. RefSeq lists its product as uncharacterized. The coding region runs from base 513 to 833 and encodes 106 amino acids. Lineage: Eukaryota; Fungi; Basidiomycota; Agaricomycetes; Polyporales; Polyporaceae. The transcript is spliced from 4 exons. The record is from RefSeq and is a predicted model, not a curated record.